Messenger RNA from Tachysurus vachellii, 2688 nucleotides. It is a transcript of the gene galnt10, whose product is annotated as UDP-N-acetyl-alpha-D-galactosamine:polypeptide N-acetylgalactosaminyltransferase 10 (GalNAc-T10). Lineage: Eukaryota; Metazoa; Chordata; Actinopteri; Siluriformes; Bagridae. Gene Ontology annotation, cellular component: Golgi apparatus. The transcript is spliced from 12 exons. The record is from RefSeq and is a predicted model, not a curated record. The coding region runs from base 9 to 1781 and encodes 590 amino acids.
GGGUCAGUAUGAGGCGGAGAGAGAAGAGGUUGUUGCAGGUUGUGGUGUUGAUCAUCGCCGCGCUGCUUUUCUUCCACAGCGGCGCUCUGAGGAACUCAAACACCGGAAACACGGAGCUCUCUCACACACAGGAAUUACUCCAGAGGGAGAUGCUUGCAGACAGUCAGAGGAGGAAAGACUGGCAUGACAAUGAGGCCAUAAAGAGAGAUGCAGCAAGAACAGGAAAUGGAGAGCAGGGUAAACCGUUCCCACUAACCGACGCUGACCGAGUGGAUCAGGCUUACAGAGACAACGGCUUCAACAUUUAUGUCAGUGACAGAAUCUCACUCAAUAGAUCACUGCCUGACAUCCGCCACUCAAACUGUAAACACAAGCUGUAUGCUGAGAAUCUCCCCAGCACCAGUAUCAUUAUUCCAUUCCAUAACGAGGGCUGGAGUUCGUUACUGCGAACUGUACACAGCAUUCUGAACCGCUCGCCCCAGCAGCUCAUCACUGAGAUCAUCCUCGUAGAUGACUUCAGUGACCGAGAACACCUAAAGGCCCCAUUGGAGGAGUACAUGGCUCGGCUGCCGAAGGUGCGCAUCAUUCGCACUCAGAAGCGAGAGGGUUUGAUCAGGACCAGACUGCUGGGAGCAUCACUCGCUACAGGACAAGUCAUCACCUUCCUCGACUCACACUGUGAGGCUAACGUCAACUGGCUGCCCCCACUGUUGGAUCGUAUUGCUCAGAAUCGUAAAACGAUCGUAUGUCCAAUGAUUGAUGUCAUCGAUCACGAUAACUUCGGCUACGAGACUCAGGCAGGAGACGCCAUGCGUGGAGCGUUCGACUGGGAGAUGUUCUACAAACGCAUCCCCAUUCCUCCUGAGCUGCAGAACAGCGACCUGAGUGAACCGUUUGAGUCCCCAGUGAUGGCUGGCGGUCUGUUUGCUGUAGACAGGAAGUGGUUUUGGGAACUGGGAGGAUAUGAUACUGGACUGGAGAUCUGGGGAGGAGAACAGUAUGAGAUUUCUUUUAAGGUGUGGAUGUGUGGAGGUCGUAUGGAGGACAUUCCAUGUUCUCGGGUCGGCCAUAUUUACAGGAAGUACGUUCCCUACAAAGUCCCUGGAGGAGUAAGUUUACCUAGGAACCUGAAGCGAGUGGCGGAGGUGUGGAUGGAUGAGUAUGCAGAGUUUAUUUAUCAGCGGCGGCCGGACUAUCGCCCCCUAUCUGUAGGGGAUGUGAGCGUACAGAGGGAGCUCCGCCUCCGACUUGGCUGUAAGAGCUUCCACUGGUUCAUGACUGAAGUGGCGUGGGACUUACAGCGCUAUUACCCUGCUGUGGAGCCCCCUGCUGCUGCCUGGGGGGAGCUGCGUAAUGUGGGCAGUGGCCUGUGUAUGGAGAGUAAACACUUGUCCGGUUCUUCUCUCAGACUGGAGCCGUGUGUAAAAGGUGGAGGGAAUGCGUUGUGGAAUCGUGCACAGGUGUUUACCUUUGGGUGGAGGGAGGAUAUUAGGGUUGGAGAUCCUCUACACACAAAGAAAGUGUGUUUAGAUGCUGUUUCACACAGCAGCCCUGUCACACUGUACGACUGUCAUGGCAUGAAGGGUAACCAGUUGUGGAGAUACAGAAAGGACUAUACUCUGUUCCACCCAGUCAGUAACAGCUGUGUGGAUAGCGACUCAUCGGAUAAACGGAUUUUUAUGAACUCGUGUGAUCCAAAGUCUCCGAGUCAGCAGUGGAGAUUUGAGAACGUUAACAUGACUGUUCUCGAGCAGUUCAACAGGAACCUGCCUGCACUGUGAGAACCUCACCUUCAGAACAUCUUCAGUUUACUGGCUGCUUUUCUGCACAUGGAUGUGUUUCAGAUUCUGAACCGAGGAAGAUAAACUAAAGGAGAUAUUUGAGAACAUCUGGAUCUUCAUAUUUAGUGGAGCGAUGUGUUCGUCAGAGGAAAUACAAAAGUAUGGCCGCUUGUGUGUGUUGACUUUUCUCCUUCCAGAGGUGUUUGAGACGAUGUUGAGAUGCUGUUAAACUUGAAGCUGAACUCAGUGCCUUGAUGUGACUGUCACAGAGCGAGUGAACUCUGGUCUUGUUGUUCCAUUAUUGAUUACAGAACUGUUCCUGUUUGCACUCUGAAGGUUUUACAGGAUGUUUUUAUGACUGAGUGAAGACUGUAGGCUGAGUUUAUAUAAGAUAAAGAAUUAGACAUUAAAAUCAGGACUUAAGUUAAAUAUCAGCUGAUCCAAUAUUUGGCCUGAAACAGCUCUUGACAGUAGUGAGAUAUUCCUGUUGGUUGCAUUAGAGGAACUCUCACUGUGUGGAAGAGGUGUGUAGAUGAUGCCUGGGGAUUUAUUAAGAUCCAAUGAUCACAUGUAGAAAGUGUUAAACCUGCGUAUGAUAUUAACAGUGACAUCACGGUCCAUGACACAAGUUUAUUUAAAUCCAGUCAGUUUAAUUAGAAACAUGUUGGUCAGCUGUAAUCAGUCUGUCCAUCGUGUUCUUCACACAUCAAUGAGAUGAGGUCAUAUUGUGUGUGUGUUGUGUGUGAGCAUGUGUGCGAGUGUGUGUGUGUGAGCGAUUGCGCGCAUGUAUGUGUCUGUGUGUGUGAGCGAGUGUGUGUGUGUGUGUGUGUGUGAGCGAGUGUGUGUGUGUGUGUGUGUGUGUGUGUGUGUGUGAGCGAGUGUGUGUGUGUGAGCGAGAGUGUGUGUG